AUGGAAAAAGUAAUUGAAGUAGUCAAAAAUAAUAAAUUAUUAGUUGCUGCAACUGUUACAGUUUCAGCUGGUAUCCUUUAUAAAACAAUUUCACUAAAUACAAAUAAACCAAUUUUUGAAAAAGAUGUUGUUUACGUUGCAGAUUUCCCAGGUAUAAAUAAAGAUUUACCAAGUUAUUCACCAUUUGUUUUAAAAGUGAUAUCAAUAUUAGAAUAUUGUAAUAUUAGAUAUGAAAUUAAUACAACUGGUGAUUUAGGACCAAAUCCAAGAAAAACAUUCCCAUACAUUCGUUAUAAUGAUGAAUUCGUUUAUGAUAGUUAUUUCAUUUUAGAAUGGAUUUCACAACAAUUUAAACAUGUGACACCAAAAAUGCAACAAUCCAUCGGUAGUGGUGGUGGUAGCGGUGAAAUGGAUCAAGCAAUUGACCAUAUCACAAAACGUUUCAUUGAUCAAGCUUUUACAUAUUUAUCAGCAUACAUCCGUUGGGUCGUACCUGAAUAUAAUGAAAAAAUAAUUCCAAGACUUUUAUCAAGUAUUCAAAAUCCAAUUUUUAGAUCAUUUGCUCAUAAGGCUAUAAACCAAGUGUCAAUUCAAAAAUAUAAAACCCAAGUUGGUAAUUUCAGUUUAGAUGAAGUGGUUUCAGUUUUCAAAUCAGAUUUAAACUCACUUUCAAAUUUAUUAGGUUCAAAAACUUUUAUUUUUGGUGACCAUUUAUCAAUGGCAGAUAUCUCAUUAUUUUCAACAUUGGCUCAAAUUUAUUAUGUACCAGUUGAUACUCCAAUUCGUUCAAUACUUUUUGAAAAUCAAAAUUUACUUAACUAUAUUCAAAAUGUUAGAUCUUUAAUUUUCUCUGAUGCAAAAUGGGAAUUAUUAAAACAAUAA
Messenger RNA from Dictyostelium discoideum AX4, 882 nucleotides. RefSeq names its product glutathione S-transferase domain-containing protein. NCBI's taxonomy places the organism in Eukaryota, Evosea, Eumycetozoa, Dictyosteliales, Dictyosteliaceae. The transcript has 2 exons. The record is from RefSeq and is a predicted model, not a curated record. The coding region runs from base 1 to 882 and encodes 293 amino acids.